Dermatophagoides farinae (American house dust mite) is the source of this 699-nucleotide messenger RNA. RefSeq lists its product as uncharacterized. NCBI's taxonomy places the organism in Eukaryota, Metazoa, Arthropoda, Arachnida, Sarcoptiformes, Pyroglyphidae. The record is from RefSeq and is a predicted model, not a curated record.
AUGAUCAUGACCGUAUUACAAUUGGGAUUCUUUUUCUUAUUGUUUGCAUCAUCACCAACAUUAUUAAAAGCAUUUCAACUUCGAGAUUAUGAUCGUACAUUAUUAAUGGUGGUAAAAUAUUGUAAACAAUUAACUAGAAUGUUGAUCAAUGAUGUAAGAAUGAAUCCGAAAACAGUCAAAACAUUUGUAUUAGAUCGAUCGAUAUAUAAUUUUCUUAAUUGGUUCAUUUUGGAACAUGGUCGUAUAUGUGUGGUUACAAUGAAAGCAUGGCGUGGUCAAUUUAUUAAAAGUUUUCUAAUUUAUUUUAUCAUCAGUAUACCAUGGAAUGUUCUUUGUGUUACAACAUUGAUUCUAAAUGAAACAUUAACAGGAUCUGAUGAAUUUUUCAUCUAUUCGUUGACCAUUUUUCAUUCUUCAUUGACCAUAUCAUUAUUGGAAGCAUUAGCCAUUCAAAGUAAUUCAUUACAUCGACCAGCCAAACAUUUAAUACCAAUUAUACAGGGAAUCAAUGGAAAAAAUUCUAUUUGUAUGAAAACAAAAUAUGAAGAUCUUUAUUCACGACUUAUUUGUGGUCCACGUUAUGGUCCACGAUUGGCCAUGAUUGGUGCCAUUACACAUUUGGUCAUUUUUAAUAUGAUUGGCAUGUAUAUUGGAUGUUUUAUAUUCGUAUUUAGCCAUAUUUAUUUUCAAUUAAAAUGA